This is a messenger RNA of Epinephelus moara (kelp grouper), 2963 nucleotides long. Its product is annotated as homer protein homolog 3-like. The record is from RefSeq and is a predicted model, not a curated record. Gene Ontology annotation, cellular component: dendrite; cytoplasm; postsynaptic density. NCBI's taxonomy places the organism in Eukaryota, Metazoa, Chordata, Actinopteri, Perciformes, Serranidae. Gene Ontology annotation, molecular function: G protein-coupled glutamate receptor binding. Gene Ontology annotation, biological process: regulation of store-operated calcium entry; G protein-coupled glutamate receptor signaling pathway.
AUGGCCCCAUGUCAGUUGCCAUAUAGAUGUAGUGGGGGUGGGGUGGGGGGUAGUAGUUUGCACUGUGGCCAUCAGAUGGCGCUUAAGAGGCUCCACGGUCCUACAGAUAGAGUUGAAUGGGAUCCAGUGAUCUGCCACAGAGGCGGGAGGGGAGUGCUGCACAAGUCCUGGACGAGGUUUGAGCCAAAAGCCCUGUGCUGCCUGACUUUUAUCGGCAUUCCUCCGCCUGUCCGACCCGCAGGACGGAGCCUGACGGGUCACGAAAAGGACAAAAAGUGGGUUUGUGUGUGGAAUCAGUCCCCUACACAGCAUCUAGAUCCUCAGAGCAUGGGGGAGCAGCCCAUCUUCAGCGCCAGAGCUCAUGUCUUCCAGAUCGACCCGGCCACCAAACGCAACUGGCUGCCGGCCAGCAAACAUGCCGUCACCGUGUCCUUCUUCUACGAUGCCAGCCGCAGCGUCUACCGCAUCAUUAGCGUGGGCGGAACGAAGGCCAUCAUCAACAGCACCAUCACCCCCAACAUGACCUUCACCAAAACCUCCCAGAAGUUUGGCCAGUGGGCAGACAGCCGGGCCAACACCGUCUACGGCCUGGGCUUCUCCACAGAGCAACAGCUGCAGCAGUUUGCAGAGCAGUUUAAGGAGGUGAAGGAGGCGGCCCGCCUGGCCAGAGAGAAAUCUCAGGAGAGGUUUGAACUGGCUAACCCUGCUCUCAACAUUGCAGCUCCAGAGCUCUCCCAGCAGUUAUCGGAGGACCGCCAUUCUCCACCGCUGCUCACAGUCAAUGGGCCGGGCGAGGAAAAGCUGUUUCGCAGCAAGAGCGCCGAGGUGCAGCUGACGGCUGAGAAGGAGAGGGUGAAGAAGAUGUUGUCUGAAGGGUCUGUGUGUGAGAUAAACCUGGAGGCUGAACUCUUCACCCUGCAGGACAGUAACUCCAAGCUGGUGGAGGCACUGGAGGAAGCCAACAGCAGCGUGGAGCAGUGGAAGAAACAGCUGGCUGAAUACCAGGAGGAGACGGACCGCCUCAGAGACCAGGUGGCAGAGCUUGAGGCCCAGCUGGGGCAUCCUGCUGCUAGUCAGACUGCUAGAGAGGAGCUGAGUCGGUCACUGGAGGAGCUGGAGGCCCUACUGAGCGCCAAAGAUCAGGAAAUUCACAACCUUCAGAGCAAGAAGACAGAUGUGGGCGAGCUGGAGAAGGAGAGAGAGGAGGCCAUGCAGAGACUCCAGGAUCUGGAGAGACGAAACCACGACUUGGAGGAUCGGGUCCAGAGUGCUGAAAAGACGCUGGCCUCCAGUCAGGAGGAGCAGAACCAGGCGGAGGUCGAGGUCCGACGCAUCAUCGACGUUCUGGACGUCAAAAUCUGCGACCUGAACGAGCUGAGACAGAGCCUGGCAAAACUCAUCGACAAAUAGCCACAGCAGCAGUUGGGCUGCAUCUCCACAGUCGGCACAGGUUCCAACCAUGCGGCCUUGAUUUGUGUUUUACUGCUUUAUCAGCGGAGCAGCAAUCAAAGCAAUAUGGAGGAAAACAUACAGAUGUUCACCUUCAUGGAUCUGUUUUUUUAAGAUCAGUGCAGGCAAACAGGCGUCAAAAACCUCUUAAAGGUGCUAUGUGCAGAAUAAAACAUCAAUAUCACCUUAAUACUGCAACCGUAUUAUAAACAGUUGACAGUGUGGUCUAACUGGAUACUACCAUUAUUUUUCUAUAUCAUAGUUCCCAGCAGCUGCAUGUCCUUGAGCCCCUGAAGAGGAUAAUAUAAUUUUUACACCAUCUGCCAUCACUGAGCACUCUUUACAGCUUUAGAUCAAUUUGCUCUGGAAGAACAGCGCCCUCCACCUCUUUUGGGUGCCAUUGCAAGUCAGUGUAUUUUGCCUAAAUCUGACCUGGUGGUUUUCAAUGUAAAAUGUGGAUUAGUGGCUGCUGGGAGCUAAACAUUUUUUCAGUGAUGGUCUCACUUGUUGAUGGUAAUGAUACUGAUGUCUUAAAAGGACUGAAGAAAUGAUUUAUUGAUAGCAAACUCUACUUAAAGCACCUUUUAAAAAGAGGACUUGCACCAAAAGUGGUUUGCUAUUUUGUAACAGUGGACAUUUGCAACUAGUAUCAAAUGAUUUUUUUUACUUGUUAGUUUAUUUUUGCGUGAUGUAUCUUUAUUUAACACAAAGCAGGCAAUCUACUUGUGUUAGUAUACUCUCUUACUGAAUUAAGAGGCAAGGGUGGCAGUAAAACUCGGAAAGAAUCAAAAGAUAAUGGUCUGGCGGUGUUUAAUAAAGCCAGUGGUGCUGUGUUUUCCUGCAGAGGUCUCAGCCAUUUAACCGUGGCUGAGCACAGACAGUAAAACUGCAGCCCUGUAACAGCAGUGCUCGCGUCAGGACUUGAAAUGGUUGAAAACUAAUUUUAUGGAUAAUAACAUUUAUAUACUUAUACUAAACAUAAAUAUUUGAUCAUAAUUCUGGACAUUUGGGUUAUAGAAAGAGCAAAGCGACUGUGCAUAGAUGUUUUUUUUAAUGGGGUUUGGCAGAAGGCUGACACAUAAAAACUCAUAGCCUGAGGCUCACACUUAACAGUCCUGUAUGACUCGGCUUUUAGGAAUGCAUUUUCUUAGGUUACUGGUAGAUCACAGAAGUCAGCGUGAGUAAGACAAAUAUACAAAGACAGGCUAUACAAGUGAACAAGUGUCUACUUUUACAGAAUAACAACCCUUAAGCUCAUGCUGGUGUCAUCCUUCCUUCAGCACUGUGGAGAUGCACCCAGUAGGAGUCAGGAUAAGGACACAUUGAGGCAAAGGUCUUGAAUAAAGUCAGCUCUGGUUCACCAUCAGCAGCCUGGACUGGCCUCACACCAGCCAGAACAUCAACAAACUCAGAUGCAACAACCUGCUCCCAUUCUGUCCUCUGAGGAUCGCCAGCGUACGACCUUUUUUUUUUUUUUUUUUGGUAACAUUUCAUGAGGACUGCUCUUUUCUCAC